Arabis nemorensis is the source of this 1125-nucleotide messenger RNA. Lineage: Eukaryota; Viridiplantae; Streptophyta; Magnoliopsida; Brassicales; Brassicaceae. The record is from the annotation of a GenBank genome assembly.
AUGGAAUCAGUGGAUCAGUCAUGUAGUGUUCCUCCGGGAUUCAGGUUCCAUCCAACAGAUGAAGAGCUCGUUGGUUACUAUUUGAGGAAAAAAGUCGCAUCACAAAAGAUCGAUCUUGAUGUCAUUAGAGAUAUUGAUCUUUAUAGAAUCGAACCAUGGGAUCUACAAGAGAGAUGCCGAAUCGGAUAUGAGGAACGAAAUGAAUGGUAUUUCUUCAGCCACAAAGACAAGAAAUAUCCAACAGGAACAAGGACAAACAGAGCGACCAUUGCCGGUUUUUGGAAAGCCACGGGUCGAGACAAGGCUGUUUACGACAAGUCAAAACUGAUCGGUAUGAGGAAAACACUUGUAUUCUACAAAGGAAGAGCCCCUAAUGGCCAAAAAACUGACUGGAUCAUGCAUGAAUACCGGCUAGAGUCAGAUGAGAAUGCACCUCCUCAGGAAGAAGGGUGGGUGGUUUGUCGAGCUUUCAAGAAAAGACCAACGACCGGACAAGCCAAGAACACGGAAACUUGGAGCUCGAGUUACUUUUACGAUGAAUUACCGAGUGGAGUAAGCUCGGUUAUGGAGCCUCUCAAUUACGUAUCUAAGCAGAAACAAAACAUUUUUGUACAAGAUUUAAUGUUCAAGCAAGAACAAGAAGGAUCGGACUUUGGUGUAAACUUCAUUCACUGCGAUCAAUUCAUUCAACUUCCACAGCUCGAAAGCCCUUCACUCCCUCUAAUGAAGAGGCCAGUGAGCUUGACGUCAAUUACAUCAUUGGAGAAGAAUCCCAGUAACUACAAAAGACAAUUAGUAGAAGAGGAUGGGAGCUUAACCGCGCUAAUAAGUAGCGAAAAUAAAAAUAAGCACAAGAAGAAAACAUCAGUGACGGAUUGGAGAGCUCUAGAUAAAUUUGUUGCUUCUCAACUCAUGAGCCAAGAAGAUGGAAUUUCGGGUUUUGGAGGUCACCAAGAAGACGAUGACAAUAAAAUCGGUCAUUGCAAUAAUGAAGAGAGCAGUAACAACGGAGUAGAAAUGACUUCUUCAACUUUAUUGAGUGAUAGAGAAGAAGAGAACAGAUUCAUCAGUGGGUUAUUGUGUACGAACUUGGACUAUGACUUAUAUAGGGAUUUACAUGUUUGA